Molecule: messenger RNA, 6881 nt
Organism: Engraulis encrasicolus (European anchovy)
Lineage: Eukaryota; Metazoa; Chordata; Actinopteri; Clupeiformes; Engraulidae
Gene: cntrl
Product: centriolin
Exons: 43
Coding region: 152-6232 (2026 amino acids)
Molecular function (GO): protein binding
Source: RefSeq, a predicted model, not a curated record
AGCAGUAUUGUUGUGGUGAAAUAAGACUGGCUUCGUGUCGUGUGUUUUCUCGACAUCAGUCUGCUAAGAACUAAAGUCUCUGGAUGUGUGCUUCGAGAAUGUCGAGAAGGCUGGCUGUUGAAAAUCACGGCGCAGUUCUUGCUUGUGUUUCAUGGGUUACUAUGGAAACCAUUCAUGUUGCUACCCAUGCGUUUCUGAAACAUCUCUGCAUCCUUCCUCUUGCAUCAUGAAAACAUCAAAGCGACCCGACAAAAAUGCAAAACUUCCACAGCGAGAGGGAGGUAGUCUGCCCCCUAUUUCACCUGGCUCCCUGACUGAUCCAAACGAGAUGGAGGAGACAGAGGAUUUUCCGGAUGAGGGAAAGGUGACUGGUGUUAAGUACAUCUCCGAGGACCUGAUAAAAAGAGUAACCAAACAAGAUGACCUCAAUUUUGUCCAGAACCUCAACCUGUGUGGAAGUAAAAGUGACAAGAAAAUAAGGUAUAUUGAGAACCUGGAGAAAUGUGAGAAAUUGCUGGUGCUUAAUCUCAGUCACAACAUGAUUCAGAAGAUGGAGAAAAUGGACCGGCUGCACAGACUGAGAGAGUUAGACCUGUCUCACAAUAGAAUAUGCAAGAUGGAGGGCCUGCAGCACAUGGGCAAUCUGCAGCAGCUCAAUCUAUCAUUCAACCUGAUUGAGAACGUCCCCUUGUGGAUCCCCAAGAAGCUGCGCUCCCUCACCAUCCUCAACCUGCAGGACAACAGCAUCUCCGCGCUGCAUGAGCUGUGUCGGCUGAAGUCCCUGGUGAGCCUGAGCCAGCUGGUGGUGGGUGGGAACCCUGUGUCUGCACUGUCCCACCACCGGCCCCUUCUCAUCUACCACCUGAGGGCCAUACAGCUGCUGGACCACCAGCCCGUUACCCAGCAGGACAGAGAGGAGGCCCGGGAGCGCUUUCACAUGGAGGAGGUAGCCCGUCUGGAGCGGGAGCUGGACCAGCGUGGCGAGGAGGUGGAGAGGCUGCGGGGCGAGUGUGAGGACGCAGUGGCCAAAUUUGACCAGCAGGUGGCGCAGUACGACAAGCUGAAGCAGCAGAGCCAGCAGCAGCAGCAGCAGCACAGGGCUCUGCAGACCGAGUUGGACACCAAGACAGAACUGCUGAAGCAGAAGUCGGUGAACUUGACGCGAGCCUGCCAGAAGCACUAUAAGCUGGAGCAGGAGCUGGCUUUCCUCAAGAUAGAUGCCAAGUUCUCGCCGCUCCCCUUCUACCCCUCUGAGGAGGACGAUGACAUAGAGGUAGACUCGGGGCUGAACGAGAGUCCCUACAUCGGCAGGUCACGGCAGCACAGGAAAACGGCCUCAGGCGAUGAGCCUGACACGGCGGCCUGGAGGGAAGCCGCGGGGCCACACAGGGCCACGCUGCCCUCUGGAGGAGUGGAGAAGAGCGAGGAAGAGAGGCUGCGGCUGCUGCAGAUGGAGAUCAGACGUCUAGAGCAGCAGAUUCAUUCAGCCAAUCAGGAGUUGCAAGGCCUGGAGGACACAGCCAACCAGAAACGGAUGUCUGAGGCAGAGAAGGAGCAGGUGCGUCAGCGUCUCCUGGAGAAGCUGGAGGAGCUGAAGCAGGACCAGGCGGAGCUGCAGAGCCUGGAGGCGGAGCUGCAGAGCCACAACGCCCAGAUGGCCCAGGCACACGCGCAGAUGGACAUGCUCAACCAGGAGCUGCAGCGGAUGUCACCCACGGACCCACACUACGCUCACCUGAACGCGCAGCUGUGGCGUCAGCAGCAGCUCCUGGACAUGAUGAGCGCCAGGCAGCAGCAGCUAGAGGAGCGUCUGGACUACAUGCUCAACCGCAUCGCCCAGGAGACCCAGGACAUCAAGGAGCUGGAGCAGCAGCUCACUGACGGUCAGAUCUUGGCGAACGAGGCCCUGAAGCGUGAGCUGGAGGAUGUGAUCUCGGGGCUGCAGGAGUACCUGGCUGGGGUCAGGGGUCAGGCGCAGCAGGCUCAGAGCGAGUGCCUACGCCUGCAGAACCACAACCAGGCACUGCAGAGCCUCCUGCAGGACCAAGACGAACAGUUGCAGCAGCUACAGCCCAUGCAGAUGGAGCUGGACCUGUUGAGGGUGGAGAAUGCAGAGUUGUCAGAGGCCAUGAGGGAGAGUGGACUGGGCCAGUCGGACCAGGAGGAGAGGAGCUCCGACGCACAGAGGACCACAGCAGAGCUCAACAGACUGCGCUCCCUGUCAAAGGUGGAACGGGCAGCUCUUGAGGCUGAGCUGGAGAAUGAGCGACAAGCCCGAGAAAAUGCAGAGGUCCGAAUGCAGCUGGAGACAGAAAACCUGCUGGAACACAUCAACUCACUAAAGGAGGAGAGUGAUGUGUUGCGUGAGCAGGCUGCUGGGCUGCAGGCUAAACUGCAGAGCUCGUCAGACGUCCUCAUCCACCCAGAGCACCUGCUGCACAGACUCCAGCAACUCAGCAUGGACCCAACCGCAGACACGCCCCAUGCCAGUGAUAUGGUGGCGCUGGGGAACUCAGCGGUGGAGGAGAGACUUCGAGAGCUGCAGCAGGAGGCCUGGCGUCUGCUGAGGGCGGCCAGGGAGGAGGCGGCGGAGGCGGAGGAGGAGAAGGAGGCACAGCACCUCCUCCAGGAGCAAGACCAUGAGGAGGAGUGGAGACGGCUCCAGGAGGAACGAGACGAGGCCAGAGCCCACCAGGAGACGCUGAGCAAGGAGCUCCAGCACCUCAAACACCAGAUCGCCACGAUGCAGAAGCACAACCAGCUAGAUAGAGGGGACGCAGCAGUGAAGAACCGAGAACACGAGAUGGAUCUGAGCAGACUAAGGGAGGAGCUUCAGAAGGAACAGGAAGCGGAACUUCAGAGACUCAGGGAGGAGCUUAGCAGAGCACAUGACGUAGACCUCCAACAGCUGAAGGGGAGGCUUGAGGCCAGACAGAGGGCGGAGCUUAGCGACCUGAGGAAGAGGCUUGAGGAGGCCAAGGAGGCGGAGCUCCAGGGGCUGAGGGAGGAGCUCCAAGAGGCCCAGGAGCAGCAGUACCUGAUGAGCCAGAGGCUGCAGGAGGCCGAGGGGGAGAAAGAGGGCCUCCUCGCGGAGCUGCGUGAGAAGGACAUGCAGGCGGAGGAGCUGAAGAGGAGUAUGGAGGGUGCAUCUGGUCAACAGCUGAACGCCGUCACACAACAGCUACAGGCACUCUACAAAACAGCUGUACAAAUACGCCAGCAGAGGGAGCAGGAUGCUGAGUUGCUGAGGAGGUCCAGGCAGCAGGCGUGUGAGUUGGAGGGAGAUCUCCAGAAGGCUGAGGCGGAGACGACCUUACUGCACACACUACUGAAGGACGGGCAGCCUGUGGACAGUAAGGCCAAAGCAGGCCCAGCGAGCAGCUACAGUUACCAGCCAGACGAGCUGGAGAACUUGGCCAGAGCAGUCCGGAGACUCACAGAACAGCUGAACCAGGCUUCAACAGAUAAGAGUGUGAGCGUUGAGAAGCUGAUGGAUGAGAUGGUAUCUCUCAGGGACACUCUGAAGCAGGGCAGCAAUAUCUCCAGUCCAAAAUGUAGCGGCCACAGGAACUCCCAGCGCUACUACAUCCCCGCAGGACACAGCGCAGCCAGUUUGGCAUCUCAGGGCACGCAGGACUCAGGGUUGGGCUCUCAGCUCCCCUCCUCCCCUCCCAGAAAACCCCGCCCACAACACAGGCCACGCCCCCACAAGAACCAUCCCAAAGGAGACGGAUACUGGCUCUACUCCCUCCAUCCUCCAAGCAGAGUUGCCAGUGACAGUACAGGUGAAAGUGAUCCAGAGAGCGGGGCCCCCUGGUGGUUUUUCCCUGCUGGUGCGCUCCUCUACACCUCCCUGCCGGCCCAGCAGCCCCCACCACCACCAGCACCACCCAGCCCCCACUGCAACCUACCCUCACACCAGCGCAUGGAGCGAGAUCUGCGUGAGGCGAAGCGUGACCUGAGAGAGCAGAGGGGGCUGGAGCGGGAGAGCAAAGAGCUGCAGAGGGAAAUACAACAGCUCAGGAGGGAGCACAAACGCCUCAGGGCGAGGGUGGCGAGUGGAGAGCGGAGUGCCCUGGAGGAGGUGGAGUGUUUGGAGGAGACUCUGAGGCAGCGCAGAGCUGAGCUGCGAGAAGCAGACCGCCUACUGCUGCACACACACGCACAGCUCAAGGACAAACGCGCACAGAGCAAGGAGGAGGGGCAGCGUUGUCGGGAGGCUCAGAGGAGACGCGAGGAGCUGCAGCAGGACCUUCAGGAGAUGGAGAGCAGAGCUCAGGACUACGCCAAACAGCUCCUACACUCCAGACAACACCUCAGCAUGGAACAGGAGGAGCUGCAGAAGCUCCAGCAUCAGAGGCAGAGUGAAGACAGAGCGGUGACAUCUGCAGACGCACACUACAAACAGCUCAAACAGAGAUUGGAGGAAAAUGAGCGACUCCUGUUGAAGGCCGAAGACCUACUCAGCCAACGCAACACAGAGCUGCAGUCUCUUAAUACUGAGCUGGGUGCGUUGGAGAGGCGUGUGGGCCAGUGGAGGGAGGAGGAGCGCCUCCUACAGGAGACUCUACAGCAACACAGGCACACACUCCUACAGGAGCUCACACAGGCAGAGGACGAGAAGCACACACUACACACACACAUCAAGGAGCUGCGUGUGUGUGAGGAGGACUUGUCUAAGCAGCAGCGUGAUGUGGAGGAGGAGGUGUGUGAGGGCAGGAGCCUUCUCAAGCUCAUCAGACAGGAACUGCAGCAAGAGAAGCAGGCCCUCGACACACUCACAUCAGAGCUGAAGCGAGUGCAGGAAGAGAAGCAAGAGCAUGAGUCACAGUGUGAGCAGUUGCAGGAGAAGUGUCGCCACCUGGAGGCCAGGCAGAGACACGCACAGAGGUGUGCGUCUAACACAGAGAAGGCUCUGUGUGAGGCGAGGGCUGACCUGGCUAGACUACACAACGUGCUGGAGGAGAGCAGAGAUAAUGCAGGGUUGUCUACAGAACUGAGGAGGCGGCUUGAGGAGGAGCAGUCACAACUGGAUGCAGUCAGACAGGCAAUCCAGUCUGCGUGCUGCGAGCGCGACGGGCUGCUGGAGGAGCGUGAUCGUGUGCGUGGGGAGGUGGAGAGCUGCGUGGAGCGCGGCGAGAGGGGACACACACGCCUGCAGCAGCUGGAGGAGGAGCUGAAGGAGCUGGACACACAGCUCAGCCACAAACACACACUGCUGCAGCAGCACCAGCAGACUCUAGGCCAGCAGCAGCAGGAGUGGGCUGAUGAGGAGGCUGUGCAGCAGCAGAGGAGGCAGCAGCUGCAGGCCCAGCUGCAGGCUCUGGAGGGCGCUGUGGCGGAGCGGGUGCAGCGCAUGGAACACCUCACCGCAGAAGAAGCUGAGCUGCAGGACAGGAGGAGACUGCUGCACACCGAGGAGGAGCAGCACAGGCUUAAGGGCCAAGAGCUGUGUGAGUGGGAGUCCAGGCUGGACCAGCAGCAGCGGGAGCUGGAGGGCCAGAGGGGGGAGCUGGAGGGCCAGAGAUCCAAACUACACAAGCUCCAGAGCCACCUCAAGAGGCAGACACACACACUGCAGCACACACAACAGGCAGCGAAAGAGAGCGAGCAGAGAGCAGAUACACUCCAGACGGAGCUACACACUGUACGCGAAGAGCUGCAGAGCCUCAGAGAGAAGCAGGAGAAGGAGAGGUGUAUUGUGCUUGAGACCAGGCGGUCUGACCGCUGUUCCGUUCCCAAACCAGAGCCAGAGCUAUCUGUCCUAACUGUAGGAGAUCUCCAGAGUCCCUCUCCCCCCCACAGCCCCAGCUCUCCUCCCCCCAGCAGGGGCAGCAGCAGUGGGGGAGAGGACGGGGACGAGGACCAGCUCAGGGCCCUCCUCACUCCAUCCAGGAUGUCUGCACUUGCUGCACAGGAUGAGCAGAGGCGAGGGGAGCUGUUGAGAGAGCAGCUGGAGAUGCAUGAGGAUGAGCUGAAAGCUCAGCUGCGCAGACGCAUGUUUGACCAACAGGAGGCGCUGUGUGUGAGACGGCAGCAGACAGAGGGCAGUCUGGAUGACCUGCGCAGACGCCUGGACUGGCUAGACCAGCUGCUGGGAGACGAGACCGCGCUCAAAACACUCAAGCAGCACAAGGUGAGGCUGUCCAGUAGCUGGCACUCGGGAAGUUCUGAGCCGUUUUAUCACCCUGUCAAACUGGAGCGGCCACAGCCACAAAGGGAAAUGAGCUGAUUUCAAUCAAAGGGUGAAAUGAAAAGCAAAGGGGAAGAAGAGCUUGUGACGAGCCUCGUGCAGGUCAUUUAGGCUGCAAGUCAUUUUAGCAUUUUAGUUCCUCCCUUGCGUGCCUCAGUGUCGCUCCUCCUCCGUGGAGAACAGGAACCCCCUUCCUGAUCCUGAUUCCAAUAUCCAUUCAAUAUCCUGAUAGCAAAUGAGGACAAUAUUUUUUCUGACGUUUUUUUUUUUUUUUUUAACAAGAUAUUUAAUAAAAUCUUUUCUCAUGAAUGACGUGCCUAGCAUCACAACGCCGUAGGCCAGAGCAAAGGACGGGAGGAACUAGAAGGAUUUGCAGCCAUAGUGUGCCAUUGUUGGUUGGCCAAGCAAAGGGAAGGGCUAACCAAUCGUAAUGCAUGCUGCAGAUCAGAUGUGCACACAGCCAAUGGUUGAUAACGCAGAGGGAAGGGCCUAUACAGGGGUUUCCCAUUUACAAACAUUCGGCAAAAUCGUGAUGAGCCACUGGGCUCGGUCGUGACGACGCAGUAAGAUUUUUGCUGGAAAAUUCUAACCAGAAUGCAUCAAACUGGCAAAGUGCGCAUGCCCACUGCCUAGCAAAAAUCUUACUGUGUCGUCACGAACGAGCCUAAUGCUUCACUGCUGCUUAGCA